UUCUGAUGAGAUAGAAAAAAAAAUUCUUCAAGGUGAAGUGAUCUAACAUCAGAGCAGGGCUGGAAAGUUGUGGGAUUCCCAUCUCUGGAGGUAUUGAACACAUGACUGGACAAGGCCUGGGGCAAUCUGAGCUCCCUUUGAAGCUUGUCAUGCUUUGAGCUGCCUUUGAAGCUCGCCUUGCUUUGAACAGGCCCAGAAGUAACUGGGGCCUGUGAUAUCAAUAGCCUUCCAUUUACAAAGCCCUUUGACAUAUCAUGGAUGUUUGACUGCUUAAAUGUGCUUAAUAUAUCUUUUAUCCAUUAUUACAGAAAUCCAUUUUGGUACAAAAUAAAAUUCUGCCUAUGUUAUUAAGGGAUUAAAAAAACAAACAAACCACGAACUCAAUAUUCUUUGAUUUUGUUAAAAUGCAUUUGCUUGGAUUUUUUUUUCAAAUUUUAGGAAGAAAAGAAAAUUCUCUUCUAUCAUCCAAAUGAAGUAGAAAAGAAUGAAAAAAUUAGAAAUGUGGGGCUGUGUGAAGCUAUAGUGCAGUUCACAAGGACCUUUAGCCCAACAAAACCUGCAAAAUCCCUACAUACACAGAAGAAUAGACAGUUUUUCCAUGAACCUGAAGAAAACUUUUGGAUGGUCAUGGUUGUACGGAAUCCCAUCAUAGAGAAACACAAAGAUGGAAAGCCAGUCUAUGAAUAUCAGGAAGAAGAAUUGCUGGACAAGGUUUACAGUUCAGUCCUCCAGCAGUGCUACAGCAUGUACAAGCUUUUCAAUGGCACAUUCCUGAGAGCCAUGGAAGAUGGGGGUGUGAAAGUGCUAAAGGAGAGACUAGAGAAAUUCUUCCAUCGGUACUUGCAGACACUGCACUUACAGUCUUGUGAUCUGCUGGAUGUGUUUUGUGGAAUCAGCUUCUUUCCACUGGAUAAAAUGACUUACUUGAAAAUCCAGUCAUUUAUAAACAGGAUGGAAGAGAGCCUGAAUAUAGUCAAGUACACUGCAUUUCUCUACAAUGACCAGCUUAUCUGGAGUGGACUGGAGCAAGAUGACAUGAGAAUUUUGUACAAAUAUCUCACGACAUCUCUGUUUCCAAGGCACAUGGAGCCUGAGUUAGCAGGAAGAGAUUCUCCAAUACGUGCGGAAAUGCCAGGAAAUCUCCAACACUAUGGAAGGUUUCUUACUGGACCUUUAAAUCUGAAUGAUCCAGAAACAAAAUGCCGUUUCCCCAAAAUAUUUGUGAACACUGAUGACACUUACGAAGAGCUUCACUUAAUUGUUUAUAAGGCAAUGAGUGCAGCUGUCUGCUUUAUGAUUGAUGCUUCAAUUCCACCCACACUGGAGUUCUGCAGAAAACUGGACAGCAUUGUUGGGCCUCAGCUCACGGUGUUGGCAUCAGACAUAUGUGAGCAAUACAACAUCAACAAGAGAAUAUCAGGGGCUGAGAAGGAACCUCAGUUUAAGUUUAUCUAUUUCAAUCACAUGAACCUGGCAGAGAAAAGCACCAUUCACAUGAGGAAAACCCCCAGUGUGUCACUUGCAUCUGUUCACCCUGACCUCAUGAAGAUUCUCGGUGACAUCAACAGUGACUUCUCCAGAGUUGAUGAAGACGAGGAAAUUAUUGUGAAGGCAAUGAGUGAUUACUGGGUAGUUGGGAAAAAGUCUGACCAGCGAGAACUGUAUGUUAUUUUGAAUCAAAAAAAUGUAAAUCUGAUUGAAGUUAAUGAAGAAGUGAAGAAACUUUGUGCAACACAGUUUAAUAAUAUUUUCUUCUUGGAUUGAUCUGCAAAGGGCUGAUUUAUUGAAGAUGUCAAUGUCAGGCACUUGUUCAACAUGAGAAGUUAUUAGUCAUAUUAUUGACUGGAAUAAUGACAAUAGUAAAGCAAUACUUGCUUUGUAAGAAUCAAAAUUUCUACUAAAAUCUGUAAACUCUGACCAUAAAAUUUUUAAAUUUUAAAAAUGUUUAUGUCCAAACUAAUUAAAAACCAGUCUGAACUCAUCUGUACCAUUCCAUUCUGAUAUGUUAUGUGAAUAUUUUGCUGAAAAAUAAAACUAAUAAUUGU
Zonotrichia albicollis (white-throated sparrow) is the source of this 2045-nucleotide messenger RNA. The record is from RefSeq and is a predicted model, not a curated record. Lineage: Eukaryota; Metazoa; Chordata; Aves; Passeriformes; Passerellidae.